AUGCAUGACCUGGAUCCAGAAAAAGACAACCAUACGCCAGAAUUGUACGCUGUGUGGAACUCAAAACCUUGGUUUCAGACCGUGUCAGAAACUAAUCCGUUCAAUUCGACGUAUUUUUAUUGGAUGGACAUUGGCUCUGUGAGGCAGCCAGGAAUUGUGUUGACCAACUUUCCAAGUCUUGAAAAAUCCCUCCAAGUUUUCGGAGCGGAUGAACGGUCGCCGAAUUACCAUAAACUAAAUAUUUUCGCCGUUCAAAAACUUCCCAACUUUAAACCACCCCCCGACCACAACACAUUUGAUGAACUGGGAAAGGUCAACUUUGUUGAGGGCGGGUUCUUCGGCGGAACGGCGGCCUCCAUUAACUGGUUCAGUAGGACGUUCUACGCACUCCAUGACUAUCAACUGGCCAAGGGCGAGUUUGUCGGGAAAGAUCAAACGCUGUACAACUGGAUGGCGACGAAAUACCCGAACCGAUUUCGGGUAGUUUGUGACUGCAUGCAAGUCCCACGGGACUGUGGCGAUAGGUGGUUCUAUUUCCAGAAAUGGUAUGCCGAAGAAGACGAGUCAAACGAGCAAUGUCGAAAUGCUACGGUGGAGAAUAUGAGGGAUUUCUUAUUGAUGGAUUAA
Folsomia candida is the source of this 627-nucleotide messenger RNA. RefSeq lists its product as uncharacterized. Lineage: Eukaryota; Metazoa; Arthropoda; Collembola; Entomobryomorpha; Isotomidae. The transcript is spliced from 2 exons. The record is from RefSeq and is a predicted model, not a curated record. Bases 1 to 627 code for a protein of 208 amino acids.